UGCCCACUGAUGCUAUAAAAUUAAUAACUUAUCCCCUAACUAUUGGUUCCCACCUUGGCGCAUAGAGAGAGUUGUAUGGUAUUCAUAGGAUUAAGAUACGUACAUAUUCACCAAUUACAACAGAGCAGUGAGCACUAGUGAGCAGUCGCGAAAUGAUGGUAGUCUUUUAACCUGUAGACUUCUAUUUAGCUGUGCGGUAUUUUAUUUUGUUUAUGUACACUUUGAUUGGAUCCUACCGUGACACCUAGGGAGCCGAAAGAAAAAGGACGCAUUUUUACUCUUCAGGCAACAAAUAUGUCUGGACAAUUCUUAGGAUGCACGGUCUCUGUGAAAUGUGACGAAACCCUGGGAACCUACCAGGGUCAAAUUGUUGAUCUUAACGAGCAGACCGUCACCCUGACAAAGACAUUUCGCAACGGAGUACCCUACCCUUCACCUCAAGUUAUUCUUUCGGCCAAGGAUAUACUCCACAUAGAAAUAAUCUCUACCGAAGAAGCUGUUGAAACUCAAAGCAAUGUACAAACUUCGAGCAAAGUAACUGUGAGGCGACCCAUCGCCAAAAGAGCUGGCCGAUCUGUUUCCGAAUGUAUUCCUCCUCUGGUGAUACCCAAUGCUGAAGUCCAGCAACAAUCAAAUCCAAGAAAGCCACUAGAAUCUAUUCAGUCACACUCAGAACCUCCGUCUAAUGGCAAAAUUAAUCUCGGAGAAACAAGUACUAAGAACCAGAAAAGAAAUUCUCAGCGACAAAGAUGGCAAGAAAGGGAUGAACAAGCUUUUGGGACUCCCGUCGACAAGUCUAUGGAACAAGACUUUGACUUCGAAAAGAAUCUUGCUUUAUUUAACAAGGAGGCUGUUUGGCAAGAAAUAAAUUCACUGAAGCCAGAUAUCGUCCGACAGUCGGAAAAUAACAGAGGAAGCGUACCAAAAUACCGCCACGACGAAAACGUAAUAGAAUCUGAGCCCACAGCGUUCCGACAAAUCGUCGUGCCCUCCGCAGAUGAUCGUGAAUAUGUAACCGAUGAUGGUCUAGUCAUUCCGAGCAUCACUGUCGAACUACAUCGUCAGCUGAUCGGGGCUGCAGAUCGAUUAGGAAUCAGCUGGGAUCGCCGGGUGGAGCUGCUAGGUCGCGCAGGGGCUGAAAUUAUUCUUCAGUUAUUGGGUGGUGGACACAGAUUGAAUCCCAAUAACGCGCACCAGUGGCCGACAGUAGUCGCUCUUUGCGGCCCUCACAGGUCUGGAGCUGCAGGAGUAAAUUGCGCCCGCCAACUGUCAAGCCAUGGCGUUAAGACUGUCGUUUACGUUGAAAAUUCAGAAGACGUUUUCCUACUCCAAGAGCUUUCCUUGUAUCGGCUUUCGGGGAACAGAGUUGAGACACGAUGCAAAAAUCUUCCAGCAGUUACAGACCUCAUACUCGUUGCACUGGGCGAAGAAGGUUCUCCGCGAACUGUGACCUCUGCAGCAACAUGGGCGAAUAACAACAGAGCCCCAGUCCUGGCGAUCGAGCCCCCAUCUGCUGGUACCCCUGGAAUUAUCACUAAAUUCAGCCUUCUGGGUGGCCUACCUCUUUCUCACAGUGCCGACAAUGGAAGAUUGUAUCUUUGUAAUCUGGCUUUGCCUGCAAAGGUUUUUUCAGACGUCGGAAUAACCUACCGAUCUCCCUUCGGGCCGAAGUUUGUUAUUCCUCUUCAUUCCAAUAGCUCCUAGCAGAUUCCCAUGACGUUCGUCACUUCCGUCAAGGUGCCUUAGGCCAAAACUAUUUCUGAAACAAGGUACUCUGCUUUUUUCAAAUAUACCAAUGUUCUGUUCUCUGUCUCUUUACUAUAGCUUCCUGGAGCUUGGACAAUUAUCAAUGAAAUAUCAUAUGGUCGUUUCGUGAAACGGGAUAUUGUAUGAAAACAGAAUUAUUCGGGCUGUGUUACAAGAGGUAUAGGUAAUUUAUUUCCUUGUAAAGCAACGUCAAUUUUCAUUCAGAUUUUUUCAUUGAAAAGUUGAUAUAUUUUUAGGAGAGUAAACGUUGCUCAACGGGCUCUCAGCGAUCAAUCGAACAGCAUAAUCACCCAAUAUAGUUCAAGUUUUAUUAUUAGGCUAGUUGAAUAUGUAUUUGCAUAACGCGAGCUUAUCCUAAUUUCGAGCAUGAGGCGUUUUUACGAUAGGCGUAAUUAGGUAAUUAUUCAAUAUUGAAAUAAUUUUUAUUAGGGUAUAUAUUAAAUUAACUAUGUUUUCUUACUUGCAUUUUUGCACCGGCAGGCAAUGCUUAUAUCUAAUGUUAAAAAAUUUGUAAAUUAUUAUCAAUCGCUACUCUGUAUUGCCAUUUUUGUCCAUGAAUAACCUCUAGUCGUUGGCCGUGGAUAGUACAACUACAGAGUUUUUGAUUUUUACCAAUUCAAAGUUUAGGUUGAUAUUGACAUCGCCACAUUGUCAUUUUUCCAAAUAUCCAAUUUACUAACAAUGACGGUAUAAAAUUCGUCCUGAAACAGCGUCUCUGAAACCCUAAAUGAAUUUGUCGGCUCGUUUCAAUUAAAAUCGUGAUUCGAAGUGAACCAUUAUUGCACUCUAAUUGAAUAAAUGUGUGAUCGAUGUCCUGGAGAGAGUAAUAAGUGGUUAUAAUUUUCGUUCGAUAAGCGCCCUGUGUACGAAUUUUUAUAAAAAUAUCCAUGAUUCACUACCCAGGUUCUGGAUGGAAUAACUCUGAUUACAAUCAUUAUCAUUGCAAUUAAUUUAUUUAUAUUUUAUACAAACGGUUGUAUAUUAAAGUAUGUUUAACUAUAUAGUCUGUUGACAAAAAUAUUGGGCUGAUAUAUCAACUAUAAUAACGUUGAUUGUCUACAAUUGUACAGUCGUAUUAUUUAAUUAUCAUCGUUAUCGUCAUCAUCAUUCAUUAUAAUUAUGAUUAUCAUUUUUAUUAUUAAUAUUGUUGCUAUUAUUACUAACAUUAAUAUUACUGUGACUAUUAUCAAUGUUUAAACCGGUAAGAUGAGAUCGAAAAUCCGCAACAUUAUUCCAUAAUAGCAUGCAUGUGCACAUACAUAUACGUAUAUAUAACAACCUAAUUCAUUGUGUGUGUUUUUUUUAUACGCCGAAAUAAAUAAUGGCAGAUUGUAAGACGCUAAAAUACACCCAUGUAUGUAUAUGAACACACCAGACUUAAGAAAUAGUCGGAUAUAGGUGAAAAGGUAUAGGUAUAUGUAUACUUUACCUUGUAGAGGUAUACAAAACAAUAUACCAUGUUUACUUGUAAUACAAAACAACAUUGAUUUUCAAUGAAUAAUCAUCGUGUACAUGGUAUACUUAUGGUUAAUACCCACAAACCAUCGUGGAUUUGAUAUUGCGGGGGUGGAAACGAUCGCUGGAUUAUACAAGUAAAAAGUGAUAAUAUUGAGGCACGGGGCAGAACGAAGUCGCCAGGAAGUAUAGUCGGCUACAGAACGUGACCUGAAUAGAAUCUUAUAUAUCUAUGUAGGUAUGUAAGUACGUCCAUGGAACGACUAUAGAAUAAAUUACUGCAUAUCAA
This is a messenger RNA of Athalia rosae (coleseed sawfly), 3511 nucleotides long. It is a transcript of the gene Edc3, whose product is annotated as enhancer of mRNA-decapping protein 3. Gene Ontology annotation, cellular component: P-body. The transcript has 6 exons. The coding region runs from base 295 to 1704 and encodes 469 amino acids. Gene Ontology annotation, molecular function: mRNA binding. Gene Ontology annotation, biological process: deadenylation-independent decapping of nuclear-transcribed mRNA; P-body assembly. The record is from RefSeq and is a predicted model, not a curated record. Lineage: Eukaryota; Metazoa; Arthropoda; Insecta; Hymenoptera; Athaliidae.